GAUGGCGUCUGUGUGCGUCUCCGCGCAUGCGUGUUUGUCGUUGUCCGCAAAAUGGCUGCGCUCGUGGGCGUCCGCGCGUGCCUCUCCGCUCUGCAGUUGACCUCCCCGAGUUUACUGCACAGCUCUUAUAAACUGAGCGCAGUUCCUCUAAGUCGAAGGAAUUUCGCAGCAGAGGCAAAGAAGGUUUUCUCUCGUAGUAAACCCCAUUUGAACAUCGGGACCAUUGGUCAUGUUGAUCACGGCAAAACCACGCUGACUGCCGCCAUCACCAAAGUCCUUGCCGAGGCCGGCGGUGCACGUUAUAAGACGUAUGAGGAUAUUGAUAAUGCUCCUGAAGAGAAGGCUAGAGGAAUCACCAUCAAUGCCUCGCAUGUUGAGUACACCACCGCCAACAGACACUACGCUCACACCGACUGCCCCGGACAUGCUGACUACGUCAAGGUAUUGCACACAGAUCACAUAUCUGACUGCACUACCAUUCAAAA
Molecule: messenger RNA, 485 nt
Organism: Sinocyclocheilus grahami
Lineage: Eukaryota; Metazoa; Chordata; Actinopteri; Cypriniformes; Cyprinidae
Product: elongation factor Tu, mitochondrial-like
Exons: 4
Biological process (GO): mitochondrial translational elongation
Cellular component (GO): mitochondrion
Molecular function (GO): translation elongation factor activity; GTP binding; GTPase activity
Source: RefSeq, a predicted model, not a curated record